CACACGCACACGCACACGCACACGCUCACAAUACAAAUGGCUCAAUUCUGGAAACCAGGGACAGAGAGGCCUCGUAUACUGGACGAUGAAGAAGGGGGUGUUCUGUUCUACUCUGCCUCUCCCUCUUCCUCUUCUGGAUUUGGUUAUGCGAGUAUUGAGAAGCAGAGGCAGAGAUUGCCUGUGUAUAAGUAUAGAACGGCCAUUCUUUAUCUGGUGGAGACUCAUGCCACUACUAUCAUUGUUGGUGAAACAGGCAGUGGCAAGACUACCCAGAUUCCUCAGUACCUCAAAGAAGCAGGCUGGGCUGAUGGCGGGCGUGUGAUUGCUUGCACCCAACCAAGGCGGCUGGCUGUCCAGACAGUUGCUUCAAGGGUAGCUGAAGAGAUGGAUGUCAAGCUUGGGGAGGAAGUUGGUUAUACUAUUCGAUUUGAAGAUAAUACGAAUUCAAGCUUAACUCGUAUCAAAUUUCUCACGGAUGGGGUGUUACUGAGAGAAAUGAUGAAUGACCCUCUUCUGAGCAAGUACAGUGUUAUAAUGGUAGAUGAAGCUCAUGAAAGGUCUCUUUCAACAGACAUCUUGUUGGGUCUCUUGAAAAAGAUCCAGCGGCGCAGACCUGAGCUGCGUCUGAUUAUCGCAUCGGCUACAAUUGAAGCCAAAUCAAUGGCCUCUUUUUUCCAGCCCAGAAGGCGUCGAGGACUGGAAGGUGAUGAGCAUGGAUCGAGUACAGAGCCUGCCAUUCUGUCAGUCGAAGGUAGAGGAUAUAAUGUACAGAUUUUUUAUGUUGAGGAGGCUGUUCCUGAUUAUCUCCGAGCUGCUGUUACAACAGUAUUGUCAAUUCAUGAGCAGGAUUCAAUGGGAGAUAUCCUUGUAUUCCUAACAGGUCAAGAUGAUAUUGAUGCUGCGGUUCAGUUGCUCACAGAAGAAGCUCAAAAUAGUAAAAAGUGCUCUUCAGAUGCCCUCCAAACAUCAAAAGCCACCAUCAAGGGAGCCCUAGAUUUCUAUAUGCCUUUUCAAGAAAAAUCUGUCUGUUCCCUGCGUUUAGCAGAGCAUAGGUUAAUUGUUUUGCCUUUGUAUUCUGGACUGUCACGUGCAGAUCAGGACCUUGUGUUUUUGCCCACUCCUAGAGGGAAGAGGAAGGUGGUGAUAUCAACAAAUAUUGCAGAGACAUCAUUGACUUUGGAGGGUAUCGUCUAUGUUGUUGAUAGUGGAUUCUCAAAACAGCGGUUCUACAACCCGAUUACAGAUAUUGAAAAUUUGGUAGUGGCACCAAUAUCCAAGGCAUCUGCUAGGCAAAGGGCUGGUAGGGCUGGAAGAGUGCGACCGGGAAGGUGUUACAGUUGCACUUACAUCCUCAAUGUUCUUCAUAUGUUGCAAUUACCUGUGAGCCUGAUUGGUGGCCGUAACAGGCUUUAUACAGAAGAGUAUUAUGUCAAUGACAUGUCUGCUGAGGGGAUUCCAGAGAUACAGAGAUCAAACCUUGUCUCCUGUGUGAUUCAGUUGAAGGCCUUGGGCAUAGAUAAUAUCUUAGGCUUUGAUUGGCCAGCAUCUCCAUCUCCUGAAGCAAUGAUCAGAGCACUUGAAAUUCUCUAUUCUCUUGGAGUCCUUGAUGAUGAUGCCAAACUUACUUCACCUGCUGGUUUCCAAGUUGCGGAGAUUCCAUUGAUUACUGUUGACAGCUCUGAUGGGCAUAGCAUGUAUGAUGUUUCUUGUCAUGCUCGAUGUGAUAACACUGAUCCAAUGAUCUCAAAAAUGAUCUUAGCGUCAAACCAACUUGGGUGUUCAGAAGAAAUCAUCACUAUUGCUGCCAUUCUUUCCAUACAGUCUAUCUGGGAUUCUGUCGGGGGAUCACAGAAGAAAUUGGAUGAAGCCAAGAUGAGAUUUGCUGCUGCUGAGGGUGAUCAUGUGACCUUUCUAAAUGUUUACAAAGGAUUUCUUCAGUCUAAUAAAUCUUCAAAGUGGUGUCAUAAGAACUUUGUAAACUAUCAUGCCAUGAAAAAAGUUGUUGAAAUUAGAGAGCAACUCAGAAGAGUAGCACAGCAGCUAGGCAUAGUUCUAAAAUCGUGUGAAAGUGAUAUGCAGGUAGUAAGAAAGGCAGUUACUACUGGAUUUUUUGCUUAUGCGUGUCAUUUAGAAGCUUACAGUCACAAUGGGAUGUACAAGACUCUUAGAAGCUCUCAAGAAGUUUAUAUUCAUCCCUCAUCUGUGUUAUUCAGAAAGAUAAUGAAAGGUGAAUGCUGAAACAUGCAUGUGACCUUACUGAUGAUAAAAUGAUCGGAGUUGACAUGAGCAGUGGUACCGAUAGCUGAAUUGAGAGCAUUGAAAUGGAUGUGCCAGUGCCAAUUGGCUGCAUUUUUUCAUGAGUAAAUCCAAAGUGGAUCGUAUACCAUUCCCUUGUCUCAACUGAUCGACAAUACAUGCGCAAUGUCAUCUCCAUAGAUCCUUCUUGGCUGAUAGAAGUGGCUCCGCAUUUCUACCAGCGCCAACAGCUCAAUCCCCAUGCUCACUGAUGGCUUCUAUUUUGCUGGUUGGUGGAGUUUGCUCAACCAGGAACCCUCAAGCACCAUACUGCUUGAUACUUUCUUCUACAAAGCGUGGAGGGAUCACCCUUAUCCACAUAGAGCUGGGAAUUUAUCUACAUAUACAGCUUGUAACCUUAAAAAUUGUUUAUUAAUGGACGAUACUGCAGCUGAUAUCUGUCUGUACCUUGUAAAAUUUUUGGGGGAGGAUUUCGACCAGAGCUGAUUAUCUUGUUUGAAUUUGGAGCUGCCAAAUUUUGAUGAAGAUUUUUGUUCCCUUAAUCCAGUCUGGUGUUCGUCUGAUUGUAUAGUUUUUGCACACAAAAGAACACACAGGGAAUGAGAACUCACUCUUUUC
Molecule: messenger RNA, 2874 nt
Organism: Ilex paraguariensis (yerba mate)
Lineage: Eukaryota; Viridiplantae; Streptophyta; Magnoliopsida; Aquifoliales; Aquifoliaceae
Source: the annotation of a GenBank genome assembly